This is a messenger RNA of Musa acuminata subsp. malaccensis (wild Malaysian banana), 3209 nucleotides long. RefSeq lists its product as uncharacterized. Gene Ontology annotation, molecular function: protein binding. Lineage: Eukaryota; Viridiplantae; Streptophyta; Magnoliopsida; Zingiberales; Musaceae. The record is from RefSeq and is a predicted model, not a curated record.
AUUCCGAGGACACCAGCGUCGUGUUCCGGCGAUUGCUUGUGGUUUUCCGGCCGGGAAAUAGCGUUCUUGAUGCUGCUUCUGCGGGAACUGGAAGAGAUAUUCCAGCUGCCGCGGAAGAAAGCUCGCAAACUCCCCCUGUUAGUCGCCGGCUUAUCAUUUCUCGUUCAAGAAAGCGGUUUUCCAGCUAUUAAAGCAGUUUUCGCUGCAAGAAAAGGUGACAAAUCUUUGAAGAUCCGCUCUUUACAGGUUUCUUGGCCUCCCCGGAGGCGGUCUGAAUAGUUUUGGGGAAAGAGAGGUGGUUUCUUGCCGUAGAUGUUGGUUUCUGCGCCGGGAGAACACAGGGGCUGGUGACAGGGACUUCUCGAAGUUGGUUUGAAGAUCUUGAAGGUAGUUUCUUGCAGCCAGAAGUGGGUUUGGGGCCUGGAGAACGGAAAGGGUUGGGGGAUUUCGGGAUCUUGAAGGUGGUUUUCCUGUGUAUCGGGGAGGAUGGGGAGAACGGGAAAGAAGGAUUCGGCGAAAGGGCUGGGGAACAUGGCAGCUUCGGGGUCGAUCCCGUGCACUCCCGUGGAGAAGAUGAGGACCGCCGAUAGACCCAGCUAUGCCACUCCUUCGAACUACGCCACGCCCAACUCGCGGUCUACCGACUCCCCUUACUUGAGAGCGAAGCACGCCCAGAUGGUUGACAAAGAUCUGCAAAAGGCAGUGCCAUUGUUCUGGGCUGCCAUAAACAGUGGUGACCGAGUCGACAGUGCAUUGAAAGACAUGGCUCUGGCGAUGAAACAGGUAAACCGAGCUGAGGAGGCCAUAGAGGCAAUCAAAUCUUUUCGCCACCUAUGCUCUCCUAAAACACAAGAGUCUAUUGAUAAUGUUCUUCUUGAGCUGUACAAGAAAUGUGGAAGAAUAGAUGACCAAAUUGAGCUGCUAAACUUCAAGCUGAAGAUGAUUGAUGAGGGGCUAGCUUUUGGUGGGAGGAGAACGAAGUUAACAAGAUCUAAAGGGAAAAAGUUCCAUGUUUCUCUUGAUCAUGAAAAGUCCAGACUACUGGGAAACCUUGCUUGGGCUUACAUGCAAUCCGAGAAUUACGAAACAGCAGAAACACUUUACUGGAAAGCACUGACGAUCGAACAAGAUUACAACAAACAGUGUAAUUUAGCUAUCUGCUUGAUGAAGACAAGAAGGCUCGAGGAAGCCAGGUCCAUCCUCCAAGUUGUGAAAAGGGCAUCAAGUAAUAUCUGUGAUCAGUUCUUUAUUAAAUCCUUUAAACAGGCUUCUCAAAUGCUGAAGGAAAUUGAGCCUCAAGAGAAUCUUAAUAACAAGGCAUAUGAACUGCAGCAGAGGACAGCUUUUACAAGUGGAGAUAACAAACUGUCACAAAAUUCACACAUAGCGGAUACUACUUAUUCUCACAUUAAAAGGGAAGAGAGAAUCAUUGGUGCAGAUCAUGCUUUGAAGAAGGCUGCAACUACAAAUGAUUGUCAAGUACUCAACUCAAAUUCCAUCCAUGACAACUCAGUUCUAAAUGAACUGAACGGCAAAAAUUCCAGCAGCUCUGGGUUUUUGAUAAAUAAGAAUACAGGUCAAAGAUCCAUGGGUUUAUGUGAGGGCAGUCAGAAAUUCAAUGAUUGUGGCAAAGAAGAAUAUGAGAUGUGGAGCAUGAGAUGUCAUGAGUACCUGGAUUCUGAUUACAAUUCAAUCCUAUUGAGUGGGAACACAGGGCAAGCACCAGAUUCCUCAGUUGUGACUAGUGACAGAACACCAAAACCAGAUCAUGUGGCCACGAAUCAUAGAUUUGAAGAUUGUAUCCUGAAACCCAGAAGCCUGAAUGACAUAUGGGCAACCGAAUCAGUAAAAACACCAAAAGAGAAAAGGAAUGGGAACCUAUCUUCUAAUAUUGAUGUAAACUGGAAUCAAGGAUCCGAUGCUCUCACAAAUAAUGGGAGGCAAAUUGACAACUUAGUUGAUAAGACUUGUACAGGAAGCUCAAAUAACUAUCCAUGUCAGAUUUCUGGGAGUAAUCUGGCUUCUAGUGCAGUGGAUGCAAAGACGGACAAAUUCACUUCAUUCUUGGCUGGUGUAAGAGGAACAUGGGCUGACUUGAUAGAGGAACAACAAGCAACUCAGGACUUCAGGGUAGAUGUAACAGCUACUGACACAACUGUAGUUGCAUCUGAAAAUUAUCCCAGGACUCAGUUGGUCAAGAAGAGUGAAAGAAAAUCCUGGGAGGAAAUGGUAGAGGUAGAACAGUUUGCAACUCAAAACUCAAGCAUAGAUAUAGUAGCUAAUGACAAAAUUUUGGUUUUUUCUGAAAAUUAUCUCCAGACUCAAUUGAUCAAAAAGAGUGAAAGGAGAACCUGGGCUGACAUAGUAGAGGAAGAAGAAGAAUUAUCAGAAAAUGCGAUCCACAGCAGUUGCAAAGCCAUUAUUUGCACUACUGAAAGUAGCAGAGAGUCAUCUGAAGAAUAUUUAAGGACACCUUUUCCAUUUCACAGCGGAAGGAGCACUUCCACCAGUGUGCUACGGGAAGAUGGACCCUUGCUUGAUGAAAAUCCAAGGAACAAUUCAGCAGCGGAUCCCAGUAGAAAACAAAAGGACCUCAGAUCUCCCACUUGCUCAAAGUCAAUCAAGGAUGCAGUUUUUCAAGAUGAGAACACGGAUUUGAACAUUGUCACAUAUGUUCCGAGACAGGGGCAUCAUAUAUCGCAGAACUGCAAGGAGAUGGUCGAUCUCAGGUCUGAAAAUUCUCGCAGAACAGCAAAAGGAAACUCAUCAGUUCGGCGCACUCUCUCAUUCGAUGCAGAACCAACCUCUGAUCCUUCAGAAGACUGCGUGGAGCAAUUCGUUGAGAUCGUUAGACUUUGGGAUUCUGGAUGUAUGACAGCAAAACGAGGCUUGCUCUAACAGUAGAAUGUGUCCUAAGCAACCGAAGCAGCCAAAUAUGAUUCGAGUUUUCCAGGAAAUCACAGAUGAUGAAAGUGGAAGGGAGUGAAUGAAUUACAUGAUUUCAUAUUUAUCGACAUUUUUAAUUUUCCUUCUUUCAACUGGAAUUAGAAGAUAGUUACAAGAACAAUCUGUUAUUGAAAUCAUUAGAAAUAUGUUGUGACUUUACAUCUUCGUUUGCUACUCUUUCACGGAGAAUACAGAACUAAAACUGUAUGAUAGUGAUUAGCGGCUUGCAGCAGUUCAACAAUUUUAAGAAUGUCUGCAACAUU